AUGAAGGAGUACGACGAUGCUAAAGAGGGAACGUUUGAGAUUGAUGCCGAGUCUGACUGGACCAAACAUCUGAGUGACGACCUCAUCUUCAAGUCUAGCGGCCCUCAGCGCCGGUUUGAUGAUGAACUUGGCGGCUUUACUCUAACACCUGUCAUUCUCAAGGAGAGGAUUUAUGACCAUAGCAGUCUAAACGACCCAGAGCUUUACGACGGCUUCUCCGGGUACGGAUUGUCCACGAGUAGCUCUCGGUCGUUUCUCGGAAAGCCACGGAAAGACCGAGGUGAUCAGGGCCGCAUCGGACUUAUCUUAGUGCUACUGAUUGGGGCCCUGCUCAUCUCAUUCGGCGUCGGCCUCCUCGUCCAUUACUGGCUAAUGAUGCAAGAAGACCAUCCAAUCCAAGCUGAAGCAUACUCUGCCAAAUUGACCGUCCCAGUUCUCAACCAUACCUAUUCACGGAAGCUCCAGGACAUUACCUCGCCCGAGUUCCGGGCGAUCGCUCUGCCGUUUUGUGAUGAGCUCGACAAAUACUUUGAGAACAGCGGCCUCUCUGUCGAUUACCAUGGCUGUACAGUGAGGUCGAUAAGCGUAAGCAACACGGCUCUGAACCUGGAAAUCGACCUUACCUUAGCCGACGCAACACAGCGGACACGAAUACUCGAAAUUCUAAGGUCACAGGCCACCAAGAUGGAGUAUUCUGGACUACGUCUUACUUUUAUAAACAAUUUCCUGGUGGAAGUAUCUAAGUUUGAUGGAGACGAGUGUGCGUCCGACCCCUGUUUUAAUGGUGGUUCAUGUACUGAUGAACAGCGUUCCUUUAGCUGUAUCUGUACGGGCGGUUGGACUGGACCUACGUGUCUAAUAGAUGUAAAUGAAUGUGAAUUGAAUUCAUGUCAGAAUGGGGGAACCUGUGGCAACAAUGAUGGCGGAUUCACGUGUACAUGUCCAGACGGCUGGGUGGGGAAUACCUGUGCUGAAGAUAUUGACGAGUGUCAGAGGACACCUUGUAUGAACGGAGCAACUUGUGUGGAUACUCCAGGGAAGUACACGUGCCAAUGCCCACAAAAUUACACCGGACCCGACUGUGGUAAUGAUUUUGUCGUUGCAUUUCAAUACACCUCGACAGUUCUGAAUAGAACAUUUAGCGACACUCUGAGGGAUAACAAAUCAUUCGACUUCAAAAAACUUGCCAACCCUUUCAUUUUUCAAGCGACUGUGUCUAUUUUGGAGAAUCCUCGACAAUUCCCCAGCUUUAAAGAAAUAACCGUGACGUCUUUCAGAGACAGUCCCUUUUCUGUUGAUUGGGACAUACACUUCUACGGAAAUGUUUCCUACCCAAUCCGACAGGAGGCGUUGAAUAACAUCAUGACAGGAAGUUCUCCAAUUGUGUUUGAAAACACGAUUUGCACACGCAUUGGCGACCUGUUAGUUUUUCUCGAUAAUUACACCGCCACAGAAGUGAGGCUUGAACUACGAGUGCUCAAUCUGACGGCGGACGUAUCCGACACCACUUCCAUUGAGUUUAAGUGGUACGCACAGGCAGUCUGUCAAGAUAUAAUGGAACUGAUGAGAAGGAAUUUGACUGCAUUUCCCGAGUACAGAAAAUGUGAACUUAUCACUAUUGUAAAUGACCCGGUUAAGCUCCUCAUAAACCUGACGUUUGAAGGCAAUUUUCCUGUAGAGGAACUCCAAAGGAACGUGCAACAGUACAUUGUCGCGUCAUCACAAUUACAGGAGUACCAGUACUCCACUGUAUAUACUCUAGGAACACUUCUAAUCCAUUAUCAGGAUGUGACGUCACAAGUCAAUAUGAUAUUCGAAGUUAUGAAUAUGACCUGGUCCGCUGAUCUUCUUGAUGCUACGUCACCAGUGUUUAAACAUCAUAUUGAACUGUUUAGUGCCGAUGUGACGAGAUUACUAGGAUCCACUACACGGUCGUAUCCUUUCAAACAGGUGGAUACUAUAAUGUUUCGCAAUGACCCGGUCACGAUCACGAGUGUACUCAUUUUCAAAGGCAACCAUUCCGAGGGGGCGCUUAUGGCAAACACGUCAGAAAUCAUCUUUCAAAAUACUCCUCAGUAUUCAUAUAAUGGAAAGAUAGUGAAUCUCAUUGGAGAUUUACUUGUAUACUUUUCGGAAUGGGACAGCGUUCUUCAUGACGCCUGGCUAGCAAACAUGACGUUGUCAAUCCAUGAUUUCCUGUACGAGCCUGAUCUAGUUGACCCAUUGUCUCAAAAGUUUGAGGAAUUCCAGAAUGUGUUUUGUAAUGACAUUGACGCCUUUAUGACAAACAGCGGUUUUGCUGACCGAUAUUAUCGUUGUUUAAUCGACAAUAUUGCGAAUACGAAACCGGCGACUCUGUCCUUUAAGCUAAUAUUUAAUGGAACAGAAGGAAUUCCUGACGAAACGCUGAGGUCAACUCUGAACACCAGCGCUCAGCACAUCACGGUCGCUGGACAGGACACUCUUUACAUUGGAAGCAACGUUUUCUCGUUUGGAGAUGUCCAGAACAUUGCAGUAAACAUCUCAGACUAUCUCACUACGACCAUCCCAUCCACAACUGUCAUGUCUGUAAAUAUCCUAUUAAACGUCACAUUCACCGUGCUGAACUUGAACUACACAAGAGAUCUUGCUGACCCGUCCUCGACCGCCUUCUUGAAUAUAGAAACACCUUUCUGUCAUUUUUUUGACAAGUUAUGUGAGAACAGAUAUCCAGAUCAGAAGUAUGAUGGAUGUAGAAUAAACUAUUUCACAACGAAUCCAGAUAGGGUAAAUUUUGACCUAUCAUUUAAUGGGGUACCUGACCCGGUAAUAAGGAACAACACCUUCAUGGCGCUGAUUGAAAACGCACCCCGACGGGACCUCAACAAGCAAAUCGCGAUUAUGGUCGGACCCUUAGCAAUAUUUGAACAGACGUUGAUCACGGGAGGCUGAUGGAGUUUAGGAUUAGAGUGACGUGAUGCACAACUCUCGAGCAGUAUCGUCCUUUUUCUGAGACACUGUCUUGUGUUUUGUUGGAGAUGACGGCAUGAUCUUUGGACUAGAAAACAUGGAUUAUGCUUAGGUUAUUGUUACAUUUGAUGGUACGGAUGUUUCUUUUGUGGUGACAUUCAAAGUUGACGGCGAUAUCAUGGUCGGGAUGUAGUCCGUGUUGAUACUGCGAGAUACAGGUACCUAGCGGACCGUACAUAUCUUUGUUGUUAUGGAUAAGUGAUACGCUACCAUCAGUUUAUCUUUUGGAAUGUUCCUUACGUUAGUCCACCGAUCAAUGUAAAUUGUCGACGUAUAUCAAUAUCUCCCACAUAUAUACAUGUCAAAGUGUUUUAUGGCAGUCUGAUGAUGCAGUAGCUGAUUAUGUAUAUAUAACGAAACUUGAUGAAGCGGUUGUGAUAUUCUGAGUGACAUUUCUCGUGAUCUACUUGAUCCUUUAUGGAGAAUCACCACUGUCAUGUUGACAUUUCUCGUGCUCUGCUUGAUCCUUUAUGUAGAAUCACCACUGUCAUGUUGAACUCCUAUCGCGAGAAGCGUGGGUGAGAAGUUGUAUUUCUGCGCGGGAUGCUUGAUAUAGCAGUUUAGUUAUUUAAGAGGACAUACUUUGAUGUUAACCGAGAAUGAAUAGCUUUCUGACAAUUUCGGGACAUUCAAACUCCAUAUUUAUUUAAUAUAAUUUAUAGAACAUGUUUAUUUGUCGAAUCAGGUUUAGUGACCCAUAUUCUAUAUUAUCACAUUUGGGUUUCAAUAGUGUACAUCUAAGUACACUUAUGCAUAUAUUUGAACUCGGAAGUAGACACAAAGAAUUGAUUGUAACUUUAAUUAUGCCCUGAUCAUUUCUCUCGGGACUUUUUUUUGAUUAUUUUUAUGUUUAGUAUCUUUAUCGAUUUAAUGUGAAUUAAGUGCUUGUGAAUGCGUCUUACGUUUAAAUAUCCUAGUGCUACUGACUUGGUAGAAUGUUUGAAUAUGUGCUUUGUUUACAGUGUGACGGGUGAUUUGUGUUGCGGUCAUAUUUUGGCUGAUAAGCAUAUAAGAAUAAGACUGAGCAUUUCUACUAAAGAAGUGCUUCAAACCAUUCAGAGGAGAAACCACGAAAUCAUCAAAGCGCGUUUCUUACAAUUGCACAUAAAGCAAUGAGCGAAAUCAAACUUGUAUCUGUUAUCUCCUACCACCAGGUAACAAUAGUGGAGGCGGUAGUUUUAAAACAAUUGCAUAUAUAAUUGAUUAAAUGUAGGAAACAUUAGAACAAGAUAUGUUUAUAUUUUUCAUGUUGUUGGCAGUGGAAA
This is a messenger RNA of Mizuhopecten yessoensis (Yesso scallop), 4274 nucleotides long. RefSeq lists its product as uncharacterized. Bases 1 to 2931 code for a protein of 976 amino acids. Gene Ontology annotation, molecular function: calcium ion binding. Gene Ontology annotation, biological process: establishment or maintenance of epithelial cell apical/basal polarity; heterophilic cell-cell adhesion. Lineage: Eukaryota; Metazoa; Mollusca; Bivalvia; Pectinida; Pectinidae. The transcript has 23 exons. The record is from RefSeq and is a predicted model, not a curated record. Gene Ontology annotation, cellular component: protein-containing complex; plasma membrane.